UUUUUAUACACUGGUCGCCGCCUCCGCCAUCAACAACCACAAAGAACACCGCCGUCGAAAAGCCGGAGUGAUUGGGUCUCCUAAAUGCAUUUUUCAUCAUCAAUUGCUCUUUCUACCAUACCUCAACCGCUUCUCCAAUGCUAUUCAAUACUUUACGAACUUCUUUCCACUGCUUUCUCUCUCUACACCACUCCUUUUCCUUCACUCGACCUUCUUACUCCAAUAUUUUCAGUCGCUCGCUCUCAGUAGCUACUGCAUCAGCAAACAUGGAGUCCCAACGACCUGUUGUACUAGUUUUAAGUGGAAAAUCCGAAAGCGAGAAGGAAUUUGCAAGGUCUUUGAAAGAAAAUUCAACCCUUAAAAUCACAGAUGAUGUAAAAGUUCCAGACCUAUUUGCACUCUGA
This is a messenger RNA of Lactuca virosa, 404 nucleotides long. The record is from the annotation of a GenBank genome assembly. NCBI's taxonomy places the organism in Eukaryota, Viridiplantae, Streptophyta, Magnoliopsida, Asterales, Asteraceae.